AUGCUACUGAGCGGAGCUCCUCCGGCGGGCUCCGGCCCGGGGCCGCGGGCGCAGGCGGGUGCUGGCGGCGGCCCCGGGGGGUCCCGCCGGGGCGCCGGGGGAGCGGGAGCCGCCGGCCCUGGAGGGGGUGGCAGCGGCGGGGUGGCCAAGUGGCUUCGGGAGCACCUGGGCUUCCGCGGGGGCUCCGGGGGCGGCGGCGGAGGGGGCAAGCCGGCGCCCCCGGAGCCCGACUACCGGCCGCCCGCGCCCUCCCCGGCCGCGCCCCCCGCGCCGCCUCCCGACAUCCUGGCAGCCUACAGGCUGCAGCGGGAGCGCGACUUCGAAGACCCCUACUCCGGAGGGUCGUCCGGCUCCGCCGCGCUCGCCGCCCCCGUCGCCGCCGCCCCCGGCCCUACGCCGCCCCCGCGCCAUGGCUCGCCCCCUCACCGCCUUAUUCGGGUCGAGACCCCCGGGCCCCCGGCGCCCCCUGCGGAUGAGAGGCUCUCCGGACCCCCAGCCAGCAGCGACCGGCUGGCAAUCGUAGAAGACUAUGCAGAUCCAUUUGAUGUUCAGGAGUCUGCUGAAGGCUCAACAGGAGCUUCAGGAGCCCCGGAGAAGGUCCCUGAGAAUGAUGGCUAUAUGGAGCCCUAUGAGGCCCAAAAGAUGAUGGCUGAAAUCCGGGGCUCUAAGGAGACGACGGCAGUUCAGGCCUUGCCUCUGUAUGACACGCCGUACGAGCCAGAGGAAGAGGGGGUUACCCCGGAGGGAGAGGGGGCCCUCUGGCUCCGGGAGUCCCGCCUGCCUGAGGAUGAUGAACGACCCCCUGAAGAGUAUGACCAGCCCUGGGAGUGGAAGAAGGAGCGGAUUUCCAAAGCCUUUGCUGUUGACAUUAAGGUCAUCAAAGACCUACCUUGGCCUCCGCCCGUGGGACAGCUGGACAGCAGCCCCUCCCUGCCUGAUGGGGACAGGGACAUCUCCGGUCCAGCCUCACCCCUCCCUGAGCCCAGCCUGGAAGAUGGCAGCGCCCAGUUUGAAGGACCAGAGAAGAGCUGCCUGUCACCUGGCCGGGAGGAGAAGGGGCGGCUACCUCCUCGAUUGUGCACAGGGAACCCCAAGUCGGCCAAGUCCCCAAGCGCUGAGCCCAGCAGUCCCCUGGGAGAGUGGACAGAUCCAGCCCUGCCUCUGGAAAACCAGGUCUGGUACCACGGGGCCAUCAGCCGAACCGACGCCGAGAACCUGCUACGGCUGUGCAAAGAGGCCAGCUACCUGGUACGCAACAGUGAGACCAGCAAGAAUGACUUCUCACUCUCCCUCAAGAGCAGCCAGGGCUUCAUGCACAUGAAGCUGUCGCGGACCAAGGAGCACAAAUACGUGCUGGGCCAGAACAGCCCGCCCUUCGGCAGCGUGCCUGAGAUCGUGCACCACUACGCCAGCCGCAAGCUGCCCAUUAAAGGGGCUGAGCACAUGUCCCUGCUCUACCCCGUGGCCAUCCGGACUCUGUAGAGAGGCGAGGCCGGGGGCCCUGUGCCCGCCACCUGGCUGAGGCCCAGGAUCUCACAGACCUUUCUUCCCUUUUCCUGGGAUGCGGUGGAUGCUGGAACUACCUUAAUUUAUUCUAAAGGGGAAGGGGGCUGGGAGUAAAGGGUUGUACGGAGCCAGGGAGAAAAGAAACCCUGGAGAGAAAGGAUAGUAAGCCUCUGGGGGGAGGGGGGACGAAGGGGGCUCUGGAGCCGCUGGCCUCCUGGAGAGUUUCCUAGCGGCUCCAGCCCUUCCCACCCUGGGCUGGGUGGGUGCAGGGGUGCACGUGGGCCCGCGACGCCCCCGUUAUCUCCCAGGCCCCAGAGCCCCAGGACGGCUCUGUGCUGCGGGAGGGUUGAGAACAGGGCCCUGGCCCUGGGGAAAUUGUGCAGUCCCUGCUCCGCGCCGGCUC
Messenger RNA from Ochotona curzoniae (black-lipped pika), 1909 nucleotides. It is a transcript of the gene SHF, whose product is annotated as Src homology 2 domain containing F. The record is from RefSeq and is a predicted model, not a curated record. Bases 1 to 1482 code for a protein of 493 amino acids. Gene Ontology annotation, molecular function: phosphotyrosine residue binding. The transcript has 7 exons. NCBI's taxonomy places the organism in Eukaryota, Metazoa, Chordata, Mammalia, Lagomorpha, Ochotonidae.